CAGUUAAGGCCGUACAAUUCCAGUGACGAGCUCGACGUCUUUUCACAGCGAAUUGUCAAAGGUUGGAGAUCCCUGUCACUCAAAGUUGGCGACAGGUAUAAAUGCCUUGCUCGUUCAAGCACCGAGUCACUUGUUUUCUGUGUCUUCCUGUGUAUCCAUCUCAGUGUUUGUGCUUUGCAUCUCCACAAGAAGGGAGCAUCGACUUCGCUCACGCAGCAAUGAACCCUUGCCAGAUUUUUGCGUCGUUGGUGAUGUCUAUGUGCUGUCACGUACUGUCAACAACAGCAUGGUCGGUGAAUAACUUCCUGAUGACAGGACCAAAGGCUUACCUCACAUACACCAGCAGUGUGCAGGCAGGGGCUCAGAGUGGUAUUGAAGAGUGCAAACAUCAGUUCGCAUGGGACAGGUGGAAGUGUCCGGAAAGCGCACUGCAGUUAUCUACACAUAACGGCCUGCGGAGUGCGACCAGAGAGACCGCUUUUGUGCAUGCCAUAAGUGCUGCUGGAGUUAUGUACACUUUGACAAAGAACUGCAGCAUGGGGGACUUCGAUAACUGUGGCUGUGACGAAUCCAAAAUAGGAAAAACUGGUGGUCGUGGUUGGGUUUGGGGAGGCUGCAGUGAUAAUGUUGACUUUGGAGAAAGAAUCGCCAAACAAUUUGUGGACGCGCUUGAAAAUGGUCACGACUCUCGCGCUGCAGUCAACCUGCACAACAACGAGGCUGGUCGACUCGCCGUCAGAGCAACACUCAAAAGGACAUGCAAGUGUCAUGGUGUAUCUGGAAGCUGCAGUAUUCAGACAUGUUGGAUGCAGCUGGCUGACUUCAGAGAUAUCGGCACCUAUCUGAAAAUCAAGCAUGGUCAAGCACAGAAGCUGGAGAUGGACAAAAUUCGGAUGAGGGCAGGUAACAGCGCGGAUAAUCGUGGCCCAAUCGCGGACACGUUCAGCAUCGUUGCGCGCACAGAACUCAUUUAUAUGGAAGAUUCUCCAGACUACUGCGUGAAAAACCUCAGCCUGGGACUACAUGGAACAGAAGGCAGGGAAUGCCUACAAAGCGGGAAGAAUCUUUCACAGUGGGAGAAGAGAAGCUGCAGGCGGCUCUGCCACGAAUGUGGUCUGAAAGUAGAAGAGAGGAGGAUAGAGACUGUGAGCAGCUGUAACUGUAAAUUUCACUGGUGUUGCACAGUCAAAUGCGAAACAUGCACUCAGACUGUGACCAAAUAUUUUUGCGCAAAAAGACACAGAAACCGUCGGCCGCACAACAAUUCACGCAAAAGACAACGUAAUAGGAGAUGAAGUUAUCCUCUUUUCAAAUAUAUUAAGUUGUAUAUUUCCAAUGUAAAUAUAUUUUAUAUGAGACGAGAUAUGCUGCUUUUUCACUUACUGCA
This is a messenger RNA of Rhinichthys klamathensis goyatoka, 1387 nucleotides long. RefSeq names its product wingless-type MMTV integration site family, member 8a (gene wnt8a). The coding region runs from base 102 to 1295 and encodes 397 amino acids. The record is from RefSeq and is a predicted model, not a curated record. The transcript has 6 exons. Gene Ontology annotation, molecular function: frizzled binding; cytokine activity. NCBI's taxonomy places the organism in Eukaryota, Metazoa, Chordata, Actinopteri, Cypriniformes, Leuciscidae. Gene Ontology annotation, cellular component: extracellular region. Gene Ontology annotation, biological process: canonical Wnt signaling pathway; neuron differentiation; multicellular organism development.